Molecule: messenger RNA, 1039 nt
Organism: Suncus etruscus (white-toothed pygmy shrew)
Lineage: Eukaryota; Metazoa; Chordata; Mammalia; Eulipotyphla; Soricidae
Gene: NMRAL1
Product: NmrA like redox sensor 1
Exons: 5
Coding region: 70-969 (299 amino acids)
Source: RefSeq, a predicted model, not a curated record
CUCCCCACCCCCGCAGGCCUCUCUGCACCCCGCGGGCCACUCCGGACCUCGCUUCCCGCCGCGACCCGCAUGGCCGGGCCCAAGCUGGUGGUGGUCUUCGGAGCCACUGGUGCCCAAGGGGGCUCAGUGGCUCGGACACUCCUGGAAGAUGGGACAUUCAAGGUUCGAGUGGUGACCCGGAACCCAAAGAAAGAGGAAGCGGAGCAACUGAGGCUCUUGGGUGCCGAGGUCAUGCAGGGCGAUCAGGAUGACGAGGCCAGCAUGGAACGGGCCCUGACUGGUGCUUAUGCCACCUUUAUCGUGACCAACUUCUGGGAGAACUGCAGCCAGGCACAGGAGGUGAAGCAGGGGAAGCAGCUGGCUGAUGUGGCCAAGCGCCUAGGCCUUCACUACGUGGUCUACAGUGGCUUGGAGAAUGUCAAGAAGCUGACAGCCGGGAGACUUGUAGCCCGCCACUUUGACGGCAAAGGGGAGGUGGAGGAGUACUUCCGGGCUCUAGGCAUCCCCAUGACCAGUGUGCGGCUGCCCUGCUAUUUUGAGAACCUCCUCUCCUACUUCUUGCCCCAGAAGGCCCCGGAUGGAAAAAGCUACCUGCUGAAUUUGCCUAUGGGUGAUGUACCAAUGGAUGGCAUGUCUGUGGCAGACCUGGGUCCCGUGGUUCUCAGCCUGCUGCAGAGGCCAGAAGAGUAUUUGGGCCAGAACCUGGGGCUGAGCACAUGCAGACACACGGCGCAGGAGUACGCUGCCCUCCUCUGCAAGCACACGGGCAAGGAUGUGCGUGAUGCCAAGACAACCCCCGAGGACUAUGAGAAGCUUGGCUUCCCCGGUGCCAAGGAUCUGGCCAACAUGUUUCGUUUCUACACCCUGAAACCCGAACGUAAUAUUGAGCUGACGCUGAGGCUCAACCCCAAGGCCAGGACGCUGGACCAGUGGCUGGAGCAGCACAAAGGGGACUUCGCAGGGCUGUGAGGCUGCGGCCCACCUCGGCUUGUUCAUGUGUUAGCAAUGAUUUUCAUAAAAAUAAAGGCUGUUGUUUCCA